AUAAAAAUGGCUCCCAAGAAACAGUAUUCGAGAACAAGUGAUCGCUAUAAAAGGACAAGAAAAGCUCUUAAGGACAGCAGAAAAAGAAGAAAUACAUUGCCAUCUGGAGCCACGAAAUAUACCUGGGGCAUGAACGAGUCAGAAACAGAAGAAUUUUUUAAUGAUUUGGACGUUUCUGUGUUGAGAUGGCCCGAUGAAGAUGUUAGGGACUCGAGUCAGGAUCAAGAGCUCGUGGAAGCGGAGGACUUGAAUGGCAAAACUACAUCAAAUAAUCUUGGUCAACAAGUUUCUAAAAAUAAUUCAACAAAAAGUAGAAUCCUCGCGAAGAAACAGUCCAAAUCUUGUGGGAUUUGUGGUCAUCAUAGGCAAGUCAAUCAUUCUAAUGCCAAGAGGAAAGAAAACACAGAAAAGUUAGAUCCCUUUACUAUUUUAUCAGACGAAAUGAUUUUAGGAAUUUUCAAAUUUUUACCAAGACACACCCUGUCUGUUUGUGCUCAAGUAAGCAAACAAUGGCAGAUAUUUGCUUAUGAUGAGAGUCUAUGGCGAUGUGUAGACAUGGCAAAAACUAAGCUACAGCCAGGCAUCCUUGGUUCUGUUUUGUUACGAGGUGUAAGAGUAUUAAGACUAGCGUCAUCAAUGGUGUGCUCUCCCAUAUUUGAUGACAACCUCAACAUUUUUCCAGACAUAGUUCCUGUUUGUCAGACCAGUGAUUGUCCUCUAAAGCUUUGUUAUCUUGAUGCUACAUUGUGCACAUUUGAGGAAAACAGUUUGCUUUGCCUAUUAAUGCAUUCAAGAAGAUUGAUAUGCCUAAGCUUGGACUCUUGUACUCUUUCUCUAAGCAUCCUCAGGGCAAUUGGUCAAUGUCAAGAUCUAAGAAAGCUGAAUUUAGCAAUGUGCACAGGAAUUACUUUACAAGGAAUGAAAGCUUUAGUGAAUGGCUGUAAACGAUUAACAGAACUGAAUUUAGCUUGGACAAACCUUGGCAAGGAAUCCAUUUUACAGGUUGUGCAAAAUCUACCAAACCUUACCAAAUUAAAUCUAAGUGGAUGCAGAGUAUGCUUAACAGAUGAAGCUGUGCUGCAGCUGGUCCAAAACUGUCCUAAACUAACACAUCUGGAUUUAAGUGAUGCUAUUCAAAUAACAGCAUUAUCUCUAUCAUCCAUUGCAAAGAACCUUGAUCUUCAACAGCUGGCAAUAAGCAGAUGCUACAGCAUUCUUCCACAAGCUUUCCACCUAUGUACACAGAUGAAAUCCUUGGAGAAACUUGAAGUAUAUGGAAUUCUCAAUACAGAUGGUGUGGACCUGUUGAAAAAAGAACUUCCUGGCAUAAAAAUCAACAGCUGUCUAUUCUCAACCAUUGCACGACCAGUAAGCUAUAAGUACGAUGGCACCAUUUGGGGUAUCACAUGUGAAAAAUAACAUGCACACAGUUCUUAAGGAAAUUAUGCAGGAAUUGAAUAUUUCAUCAGCGAUAUUUAUUGCUGAACUGUUAAAAUUUUAAAAAUUGUCUGUGCCAUGAACAAGUAGGGAUCCUGGUUGUGGACUUCAGAUUAUGCAGGAUGAUAAGGAUUGAAAAUAAAUGGAAAUCUUGCGGUAUAUAGUGAAGUAGGAAGCCACUAAAAGUAAGUGUUUGGCCAGUACUGGUUACUUGAAUAUGGGACGAAGGAGCCAUCAAAAUACCAAGUUUUACAUCUUAUUCUUGACUGUAAAUAUACGUUUUAGCUUUAAAUUGUAAAGAAAAAUUUAAAUAUUAUA
Molecule: messenger RNA, 1755 nt
Organism: Actinia tenebrosa (Australian red waratah sea anemone)
Lineage: Eukaryota; Metazoa; Cnidaria; Anthozoa; Actiniaria; Actiniidae
Product: S-phase kinase-associated protein 2
Biological process (GO): SCF-dependent proteasomal ubiquitin-dependent protein catabolic process
Cellular component (GO): SCF ubiquitin ligase complex
Molecular function (GO): protein binding
Source: RefSeq, a predicted model, not a curated record